AAAUGCGCAAACCCGGAAUGUUCGAUUAUAAGGGCCUUAAUCAAUAUAUAGAUAUAAAAACAAAGAAAAACCAAUUGAUUUGUCAAAAAUUAUUCGCAUCAAGUUAAAAACAAUGUCCAUAAUUUACAGACUUCUUACCCAACGCUGUUUAACAAGGCGAAGCAUGGAAGUGAACAAAUGUUUCGUUCCCUUCCACUGUAAAACAACCUGCGCCACAAAAGUUACAAUCAAAAGCCUACCUUUCAAAAAGGAUCCCCAUCCCGAAAAGGACCACGAUUUGCGAAAUAGAAAAAUAAGACGUCAUCUCUCUCCGUGCCUCAGUAUUUACGCCUCAGAGCUGCACAGUUUUAUGUCAUUGAGCCACAGAACGUCAGGCAUAGUUGCUGCGUUUUACGUCUAUCUGUUAGGGAAUCAGGCAAUUUUAUUACCAUGUGAUAUUGAGUAUUAUCUGUCGUUAGUCAACGACCUGCAUUUGGGUUCAGGGAUAUUUUUAGUCAAAUUCUUAUUUAUCAUCCCUUUCAUGUUCCACUAUUUAAAUGGAAUAAGGCAUCUUAUUUGGGACUUGGCGAAGUUAUUGGAAAUGAAACAGAUCAAAUCGACUGGUACGGCAGUCAUAGCGCUCGCCUUGGGGGCUUCAUGUUUGCUUCUUUUUGUGUAAAUGUCAUGUUUUUAAUAGAAUGA
Molecule: messenger RNA, 681 nt
Organism: Photinus pyralis (common eastern firefly)
Lineage: Eukaryota; Metazoa; Arthropoda; Insecta; Coleoptera; Lampyridae
Product: succinate dehydrogenase cytochrome b560 subunit, mitochondrial-like
Exons: 3
Coding region: 113-658 (181 amino acids)
Biological process (GO): mitochondrial electron transport, succinate to ubiquinone; tricarboxylic acid cycle
Cellular component (GO): membrane
Molecular function (GO): succinate dehydrogenase activity; electron transfer activity
Source: RefSeq, a predicted model, not a curated record